Molecule: messenger RNA, 2859 nt
Organism: Drosophila subobscura
Lineage: Eukaryota; Metazoa; Arthropoda; Insecta; Diptera; Drosophilidae
Product: ankyrin repeat and sterile alpha motif domain-containing protein 1B
Exons: 9
Coding region: 176-2857 (893 amino acids)
Cellular component (GO): cytosol
Molecular function (GO): protein binding
Source: RefSeq, a predicted model, not a curated record
CUCACCACUAGGGCUUAGGGUAGGGUAGAAGAUCGGUUCCACGUAAAUACAAUUGAUCCCCAAUCCGCGCCCGUUUUCUUAUCGUUGGGGAUAACAAGUGGGUGCAGUCGUUUAUGGCUGUGCACAUCACAACUGGACUCGGACAUAGUCGUAAUUUAAACAAAUCGCCGCUCCAAUGGGCAAGGAUCAACAUUUGCUGACGGCAGCAAGAAGUGGCGAUAUUCGAACCGUCGACAAGCUGCUGGACCAUUCUUCCAAACGUCACGGACCAUUGUCGAGCUUUCGCCGCAGUCCCAGCAUCAAUUGCCAAGAUGUGAAUGGCUACACCUCACUGCACCAUGCCUGCCUCAAUGGACAUGGCAGCAUUGUGCGCCUGCUGCUGUCCCACAAUGCCCAGCUGGAUGUGCCGGAUAUUCGUGGCUCCACACCGCUGUUUCUCGCCGCUUGGGCGGGACAUCAUGACAUUGUGAAGAUGCUGCUAAUGCACAGCCCACAUGGCGCCAAUCCCAAUGCCCAAACGAUCGAGAACGAGACGCCAUUGCAUUCGGGUGCCCAGCAUGGCCACAACACCGUCGUGGCCAUCCUGCUCUCCUAUGGUGCUGAUCCGGCCAUACGCAACAACAGCUUCCAGACGGCUCUGGAUCUGGCCGCGCAGUUCGGACGCUUGCAGGUGGUUCAGACGCUGCUGCGGGUCUAUCCAGAUCUUAUACUGCCAUACAAAAGAGACGACGGGCGGGAUAUGUCCGAGUUGCUGGGCUAUGCCAGUCCUUAUGCCACGUCGCCCACAAAGAACAUUUUCACGCACACUUGCCUGCAUCUAGCCAGCCGCAAUGGACACAAAAAGGUGGUGGAGACGCUGCUGGCUGCGGGCGUGGAUGUCAACAUACUCACACAUGCGGGCAGCGCCCUGCACGAGGCGGCGCUGUGCGGCAAGAAGUCUGUUGUGGUCACCCUGCUAAAGGCGGGCGUUUUUGUACACGCCACAGAUGGCAACGGACGCACUGCCCUGAAUAUACUCUCGGACUAUCCACCGCACGUUACAUACGACAUUGUGGGCGUCAUUAAUGAGUUUACCAACCAAGCGAUGGCACAGCAGACUCGUCUGGCUGUUGACGAAUUGAUCGUGGAGAAUGGCACACAGUCGCUGCCGAAGCGUUUGUUCGAAAAGAACUCGCAGCGUCAGAAGUUGGCCAAGCUGCGAGACUCGGCGAGGCAGAGGAAAAACCAAGAUCAAGCCAACGGACUUUCGCACUCUUUAAGCUCGCUGGAUAUGUACACCAAGCUGCCGGAUAACUAUCUGGCCAUGAAGCCGAUUAUUCUGCAGAAAUCAUUCAACGAUGUUCACACCAUCAAGGGGGACAGGGACAACAGGGAGCAUUGGGAGACGUACAAGCCUGUGUACAAGCAGCCGCAGCUGCCCAGCUUUCAGACGUUCAGCGACAUCUCGAGUGCCUCGGUGCCAUCGCGUUCCUACGAGUACAUAAAUCUAUUGAAGAACGGUUCCGGCAGCGAUGACAACAACUCCGCCAGCACGAGCAGUAAUUCUGCAGCACGACAACAGGCUGUGGCUUCUUAUGUGGAAAUGUCGCUACCAUCUCCGCCAAUUCCCAUGCCACGCACUCACAUUAAUGGCAAAUCCAACGACUACGCGAAUCUUGUGGUAAUCGAAGAAGCAACCAAUGGAGAGCCAGCCAAAACAGCUGUAUUGGACAGCAACAACAACAGCAGCAACGGGAAUGGCAACAAAUUGCGAACAGUGCGUCAUUCGCCCACGCCGGACUAUCCGCCGCCCACGGUUACGGAGGCGGAGCACACGAUAUUGAACUACAUACUGCCCGUGACACUGCGCAAGGAGAGCCACUUGGAGACGAGUGAAUCGACACGAACCACAAACUCUUUUAAUUCGGAUCAUGUGGAAGAAUUUGUCGGCGAUAUUCCAUUCGCGGGACUCUUCAAGGGUUCCACAUUGAAUUUGGCAGCAGACACGACGGAUGGACGCGGCUCAGUGCCGCGGGAGCGUGACUUCUUGCGUUCGCCGAGCAUGGUGAGGUCUGUCCAUCGCCGCAGUCUGUCCAAGCAGCGCUACUCGGCAUUGGGCGAGGAUUUCAGCGCCUCUCGUGUGUGGGCCGAGAUUGAUACAAUUUUUGAGAACAUCGGAAAUGAAGUGUCUACCGAAUACGAUCAAGACACCGAGCAGGAACAGGAGCAGGAGGAGGAGGAGCAGCUCCAGUGCGUGCCUGCUGCUGCUGAUGAUCCACGACACUCUUUGCACAUACGCAAUCCGGCGGAGCUGCUCCUGGGCAAGAGCCAGAGCUCAAGCUCCGACUCACAUUGGUGUCACUCGCCGUACACCCUCAUCUAUGGCGAAAUUCGUUACUCGCUUUUUUAUCUGGGAUCGACGGUCAUAAGGCAAUUGCAGGGCACACUGUCCACGCGCAAGUCCAUACAGAAGCUGAAGAUCGACGAGAACAGGAAAUCGGCGGCGAGUGUCAGUGACUUUAGCCUGCUCGAGAAUUGUACAACAUCCACCAAAUAUCUGAAGGCUGCCAAUCUGCAGACGCGUCUCAACGUGGACAUUGCGGUCUCGUGUGUCGGUGUUAAGUUUGUGGAUCAUGAGAAAAAGACUGCCAUCUGCUGCCAUGACAUUGAGAAUAUCAAUUGUGUGUGCCAGGACACUGAGGAUUUGCGGUACUUUGCAUAUAUAACCAAAGAGCAGGAUCUGCAUUAUUGUCAUGUCUUUAUGGUCGAUAAUUUGGAGCUGGCCAAGGAAAUUAUUUUGACUUUAGGACAGGCGUUUGAGGUUGCCUACCAGCUAGCCCUGAGCAGACAAACCACACCCAUAAUCGAAGAGUGCUAAUC